AUGUCAUCGGCGGUAUUUCAUGGCCACUAGUCACGCUUGCUUAUAACACAUCGUCGAGAUCCUCUCAAAUAUUUUUACAAUUUGAACAGCUCAUUGAAAAUACCUCAUCUAGAAAUCAGGCAAAACGUAUAAAACUGUCAAAUGAAUGAAUUAAAAAAUGAGCCUGUGCCAAACGCUCCAGACGGGCAAGCGUUCAAAGAUAAAUAUCCGUUUGCAAAAAACAGGGCAUCAGCGCUUCUGCAACGCCGUUUAAGCAAAAACGUCAAGUUUUUCGAUUCCGGUGAUUACAAUAUGGCAAAAAACGUGCUUCCAUGUGGAAGAGAGGCCGCAGUUGGACAGACAAUUCCCACGCCAGAAAACGUUCCAACACUACGCAACAAAAUAUGCCCUUCUCGCGUUAGCACAGUGACGCAGAAUGCAGUACCUAGUACCCCUGGCAAACCCAUCCCAAUCUCCGUAGCAGCCAAUAAUGUGCCAGUGCAACAAUAAUGACUACUGAAACCGGAGUGUAAUGUUUUCGUGUGUAAAGUGACUGGCAACUACUGGUGAGAUUUCUAAUUCAACUACUGUUCAGGAUCAGCAAAGUUAUAUUUGUUCUUUUAACGUUGUCCAUAGAUUGAAGUAUGUCAGCCACAUCGACCAGCGAUUAUUGUGAUGCCAUUCUUUCUUAUCUCGAUACCCCGUGAUACUAUAUUUUGAAUCUAGAUACUGCACACUGCACAUAAUUGUCAUAUCAUGUAUCAAAACGGUAAAGAAAGAAAUCAAAACAAGAUUUUUUUUAUCUGAAA
This is a messenger RNA of Dicrocoelium dendriticum, 788 nucleotides long. Lineage: Eukaryota; Metazoa; Platyhelminthes; Trematoda; Plagiorchiida; Dicrocoeliidae. The record is from the annotation of a GenBank genome assembly.